Molecule: messenger RNA, 978 nt
Organism: Linum tenue
Lineage: Eukaryota; Viridiplantae; Streptophyta; Magnoliopsida; Malpighiales; Linaceae
Source: the annotation of a GenBank genome assembly
AUGAGCGGAAGUGAGAAAGCGGUUAACCGCCUUAGCCUCAAUUCUCCGCUCCUCCGCUACCUGCAAGGCGCCGCCGCUGCCAGAUCUCCGACUGUCCUGUUUCCGCAUGAUUUCGACGGCGCCGACGCGGAAAAUGCCUUCAGUUCUCCCUCGCCUGUCUCCAAGAGGAACCAGUUCAGCAGCUCUUCCGGAAGCAACGGCCGCAGAUCCACGGCGUCUUCAUCGCCCCUGUCGUCGUUGUCUUCUUUGGAGAACGCGAGGAAGUCAUCGGUCUUCGGCGUCGGUCCUCUGAAGGCGAUGGAAGACGAUGUGUUGGUGAUGGAUGCGAUCAGCGUUUCUCCAGACGUCGGAGGAACGGCUAGGGUUUCUGGUAGGACUCGCGUGCUGUUUGAGUCCGGCGGUUCGUCUUCGUAUAGUUCUUCGUCUUCUUCGUCGGGGAACAAGAUCAACAAGACUGAACUCUGUAGGGCUUGGGAGGAUCACGGAUACUGCCGCUACGUCACUAAAUGCCAGGUUGGGAGUAACAGAUCACUGACUCCACCUUCAUACCCUACAAAAUCCCUCAUGUAUUCACCAGGGAUGACUUCAGCAACGGCAAACCAAACAAGAUAUGCUUCCAACACACCUGAACACAGCAACAGGGGCACCUCGAGCUUCAUGAGAUCGGAACUCUCCAGCAGGGGCUCCAAGAGAAGUUCAACUUCGGAUGCCAGGGUCAGUAUCUCCACUCCACCCAGACUACACCUUCCAAGCAGAAGCUCAACAUCCAUCAAGAAGCCUGAAGGCUUCAGAAUUUUGGGUUCCGGCAACACCAGCUCAUGCGACUGGUCACCCUUGGACGAUAACAUCGAGGUUUUCCUGCCACCUUAUGCUGAAAAAUCCACAUCAAGGGAAGAUGUUGAUGCCUAUAUCGACCGAAUUCUUCAUGGCCCAUCUACAAAGAAAAGGUUGCCUGCAUUCACAAGGUUCUUCCCAUAG